UUUGCUAAUGUUCACACCCAUGAACUUGCACAUUAUUUAAACAAAAUGUUUUAAGCAAAUUGUUUGGCAUUUAAUGGUUGGCUUUGUUCACGGUGUGCAGAGGCUUGCGCCCUUCUCAAUGGGAGAGAACGUAUGAGUCCAGAGGAAGUUGCAGGGGCCGCCAAAACAAAUGUUUUCAGAGUGUAGCUGGUAAAAACAUGGCCGGCAAAAAAACCCCACGGAUUGAAGGCAACAUUUGGGGAGAUCGCAUACAAUAUGGAUUCAAGCUACACAGUUGUCGAUUAAGGUUUUUGUUUGCAAAUGACGGGUGUGGUAUGACAGUUCCUACCAUGAAUGGACUGCCAUGGGAGCAUGGACGAGUGGCAAUUAUGGUUCUAGUUUUGCCAUUAUUAAAUUUUCGAGGCUGCGGUUUUCUCAAUCAUUUCUCGUUGCCGCAUCAUCUCAGUCACUCAAGCAUCUCGUCCCACUUCAACAUUUCAAGACUAAAGAACAAUAAUUGCAAGUUGUACAAGUUUCAGGAAGGCAAAUUGUUGUGGGCCAUACCAUGUAACAGGCCACCUCAAAACGACUAAGGGAUACUAGCCUGCUAUUGCUAAAUGCUAAAUGGUUGAGCCUAUUUGUCUCAGCCCCAUUAUUCAUUGGCUUCGCGAUGACCAGAACUUCCCAGAAAAAAGACUUAGUAUGCUUUUGUGAAGAAAUCUGUUUAAAACGAUAAAUUUUGUGCUUGAGCUCAUUGCAAUUGAUGAUAUGCAACCAGAUUUGUUUUUUUGUCCCUAAAGAUAACACAAUUAAAUUCAU
Molecule: messenger RNA, 798 nt
Organism: Cryptomeria japonica (Japanese cedar)
Lineage: Eukaryota; Viridiplantae; Streptophyta; Pinopsida; Cupressales; Cupressaceae
Exons: 4
Coding region: 198-572 (124 amino acids)
Source: RefSeq, a predicted model, not a curated record